AUGUUUGAUUCUGAUCAACAAGAAACAUCUUAUGGUCAUGGAGAAUUAAUGGCAGGGAACGAUGAAUAUCAAAAAUUCUCAUCAUUUGAAAGUGCACGUUUACAACAAGAAAAUAAAUAUGAUGAAAGUAUUGAUGAUGAAGAACUUACGGAUGAAGAAAAACGUAAACAAGAACAUGCUGCUGUAUCUAUUCAAGCACAAUUUCGUGGUUUUCAAGUUCGAAAAAAUCUACGAGAAACAUUUGAUCCUAUGGAUGAAGAAAAGCCCACUGAUCAUAAAGAACAACAGGACUAUGACAAUGAUCAUGACAAAACAUCCGUACUAUCAUCAACUCAUUCUAGUGAUCGUCGUGAUCUUGAUGAAAAUCUCAGAUUACAUAAUGAGAUUGAAAUGGGCAAAAACGAAAAUAUUGAUCGACCAUAUCUUGAACGUGAACCAACACAAUUAAGUGACGAUUUUGAACGACAUACAGGCGUAUUACGUGAUAUAAAUUAUAAUCGAGAACAUCAAGAAGAAUUUUUUAACAACGAAGACGAUAUGAGUGAUUCAAAUCUUGAUAAAGCAGCUACACGUAUUCAAGCAUCAUAUCGUGGUUAUAAAACUCGAAAAGAACUAGGUUCCGUUGGUGGUCAUUCACAAACUGGCCAUGAUCAACAUCAUUCAUCAUCAUCUUCUUCACCAACACAUAAAGAAUAUAAUAAUGGUCAUAAUAAACAUAUUUUAUCACCAUCAGCUGAAGGUAAUAAAGUACCAGAACAUGAAGAUCAUGAAGAUCAUGAUGAUAAUGCAGCUGCUGUUAAAAUUCAAGCUGCUUAUCGUGGCUAUCGAGUUAGAAAAGAUUUGGAAAAAUAA
This is a messenger RNA of Rotaria sp. Silwood2, 852 nucleotides long. The record is from the annotation of a GenBank genome assembly. Lineage: Eukaryota; Metazoa; Rotifera; Eurotatoria; Philodinida; Philodinidae.